This is a messenger RNA of Stegostoma tigrinum, 8554 nucleotides long. It is a transcript of the gene bmp2k, whose product is annotated as BMP2 inducible kinase. The record is from RefSeq and is a predicted model, not a curated record. NCBI's taxonomy places the organism in Eukaryota, Metazoa, Chordata, Chondrichthyes, Orectolobiformes, Stegostomatidae. The coding region runs from base 434 to 3880 and encodes 1148 amino acids. Gene Ontology annotation, biological process: protein phosphorylation. Gene Ontology annotation, molecular function: ATP binding; protein kinase activity. The transcript has 16 exons.
GUCGGUCCGUCGGUUGGGUUGACUGUGGGGUCAGAGUAUGCUGGGUAAAUAGAACAACACAGGGUUGGGGGUUGAAGCCUGGCAGUGCCUGACCUGGUGGCACGGCCUGAGCUGCGCGAGCCGUAGAAUCUGGAAGCCGAAUUUCGAAUCGUUUGAAGUGGCCGGUGGAAUGAAAUGCCGUUAGGUUGCUAGUGCCCAUCAGGGAGGGCACUCGACUCGUUCCUUCCCUCGCGCGAUAGCGUUUCCUGCGCUCGUGCGCAGCCUCCCCUCCCCGGGCGGGUGGCGUCGCGUCGACUCUCGCUCGGUGCCCACCUCCCUCACGACUUUUGUAAGGAAGGCAGCGCCUACGGUUGGUGGGGGAGGUGGUGGCAAACUUGGUUUCUUGUUGCGCUCCGCUACACUUUUAAGAAGUUGCCUCUCCGCUCUGUGAGCCAUGAAGAAAUUCUCUCGCAUCUCGAAGCCUGAGGGAGCGGGCUAUGUCGGAGCUGGAGCAGGAGGCGGCGGUGGCGGCUCCUCGACGGGAAGUGCCGCCAACUACCUGGGCAGAACGUUCAGCGUGGGCCGUUACCAGGUGACCGUGGAGGAACUGAUCGCCGAAGGUGGAUUCUCCAUUGUGUUCUUGGCUCGAACUGUCAGUGGAGUACGUUGUGCCCUAAAACGCAUGUAUGUUAAUGACGCCCAUGACUUGAACACCUGUAAAAGAGAAGUCAUGAUUAUGAAAGAGCUGUCAGGCCAUAAAAAUAUUGUUGGUUAUUUGGAUUGUAGCAUUACAUCAGUUGGUGAUAAUGUUUGGGAAGUACUUAUUCUCAUGGAAUAUUGCCGAGCGGGACAAGUGGUGAAUCAAAUGAACCAGAGGCUGCAAACAGGUUUUGCUGAAACAGAAGUUCUGCAGAUUUUCUGUGAUACCUGUGAGGCAGUUGCAAGGCUACAUCAGUGCAAAACCCCAAUUAUUCACAGAGAUCUCAAGGUUGAAAAUAUUUUGUUGAAUGAUAAUGGAAAUUAUGUACUGUGUGAUUUUGGAAGUGCGACUCACAAAAUUCUUAAUGCACAAGUACAUGGUGUCAGUGCUGUGGAGGAUGAAAUCAAAAAGUAUACAACAUUGUCUUAUAGAGCCCCUGAAAUGAUUAAUCUUUAUGGAGGAAACUCAAUCACAACAAAGUCUGAUAUAUGGGCUCUUGGAUGCUUGCUGUACAAACUUUGUUUCUUCACUCUACCCUUUGGAGAGAGUCAAGUUGCAAUCUGUGAUGGGAGCUUUACUGUGCCAGACAACUCUAAAUAUUCUCAGAAAUUGCACUGCUUAAUACGAUACAUGCUUGAACCAGAUCCAAACAAGAGACCUGACAUUUACCAAGUUUCAACUUGUGCAUUUAAAUUGGCUGGAAAGGAAUGUCUGCUGCCAAAUGUAUUUAAUGUUCCCAUCCCAGCAGUACUUCCUGAGCCCAUGACUGCAAGUGAGGCAGCUGCCAAGAAGAGUCAAACAAAAGCUAGGCUAAGUGAGGCAGUAGGCCCAACGGAGACAUCAAUAGCCCCAAGGAGAAGACCUAAAGCCAAUAGUGCUGUAAAUACAAAUGUUUUUCCAAUCCAGAAUACAGUAACUCCAAUGAAAACUGUAAUCUCAAGUGCCUGUGGAAAUCUUGGCCGAAAAGUUGCUGCACAAGCUGAGAAUGGACAUUUCUUCCAUACGGCUCAGGAGACCAGUCAACAGCAUCAUAGGGUCCUGCAGCAGAUACAACAAGGAGACUUGAAGCAACAUCAACUCCAACAGUUGCAACAGCAACAGAUAAUUAAUAGUCAGACUCAAAAGUAUCCGCAGGCUUUGCAGCAGUCAGCACAGCGAUUACAGCAGCAACAAUUAAUGAUGCAAUCAAUGUGCUAUCAACAGCAGCAAAUGCCUCCCUACUCAUCUGUGGUAGAACAAUACGAACAUGCUUUUGCACAACCUCCGCUUGCUGUGCCCCAGCAUUCACAAUUUCAGUCCUCACCACAUGAAUACCAAACUACGUCAGUGGGAUUUGUUUCUCCAACCUCACCAAUAUCCCAUCAACCUGCUGGCCAUCAUAGGAUCCAGAGUGAUUUCUCACAUGGUUUAGCUUUUGUGAUCACUGGCAAUAAUCCUUUACAGCCUGUUGGAACAAUGACAGUAGAAUCUUCCAAUAAAUCAGUUAGGCCAACUUCUUUAGAAAUGGAUGGUAUUCCCAUUUGUCCACCACAGAAUAUCAGUAACCCUCCUGACAUGUCUGGAUGGAAUCCAUUUGGAGAGGACAACUUCUCAAAUUUAACUGAGGAAGAGCUGCUUGAUAAGCAAUUUGACCAGCUCAGAUCAUAUAUGAGUGGUAAACAAGAGCACCGGAGAACUUCUAUAGAGGCGGAAAUUGAGCCACGUCCUAUUCUACAGAUCCCAGUUAAGGAAGACUUGUUUGGCUGUAUUCCGUUUGUUUCUGAAACAGGUUCAAAUGGAAAAUGUGAAGAAAAUGCAACGAUUUCAAGUACUGUUUCAGAGUGUGGAUUUAAAAUUGACAAACAAGGACAAGGUGUCCUGCCACUCACUCGUCAAAGCAAAGAAGGGAGAAGAAAUGACUCAAAUUUAAUCAUGCAGCAAGACCAUAAUAAAAGAGGUCAAGACUCAGAGAGUGAUUUUGAGUCUGACCCACCUACCCCUCAGAGCAGUGAAGAGGAGGAACAAGAGGAGGAGGAGUUUCAUAGUGAACAAGGUGAAUUUAAUGAUGUAGAAGCAGAAACCUUUGGGCAGAGACCUCUGCUAAUGGACUCCGAUGAAGACGAAGUGGAUGAGGAAGAAAAACACAGCUCUGAUUCAGAUUAUGAACAGAAACAGAUGUAUAGUAUAGCAGAACCAGGUUUAGAAUAUAAUGCUGAUGCUGAAAGUAUUGCAAGUGCUGAAUCAGCAACAGCACUCAUCACCCCUCCAGAUUCGCCUCAAGUUAAAGGGACCAAAACAUUACAGGGUGAAGUUGAUAUAUUCGGUGCUGUGCCAUUUGUUGGUUUGCAUCAGCACGCACAACCCAGCGAAAGAUUAGAAAAUAAAGAGAGUUUUCAAAAUACAUGUUUCAAAUCAGCCACCCAUAAAGAGCAAGAAGAGUUUGAUGUAUUCAGCAAUGCACCUUUUACUAAGAAAUUACCUCAAACGGUUCAAUAUAGUCAGGGUACUCUCACGCAGACACCACCUAUUUCACCCAAUGAUGUAGACAUGUUUGGUUCUGCUCCAUUCCAGCCAAUUCAGACUGUACAGUACAGAAAGGAAAGCAAUGAGGAUGUAUUUGGACAUGUCCCUUUUGAAGAGAUCACAGCCAGUCAACUGCACAAGAUGAAGCAACGCAGUUUACAGAAACUUUCAUCUCGGCAACGGCGCACCAAACAAGAGUCAUCUGGUGGAACUGGCAAGCGACAUCAUGGCACACCAACGACAACAAGAAAACCUUCCAAACCUACCUAUAGAACUCCAGAGCGAGUGCGCAGGCAUAAAAAAGUAGGGAGGCGUGAUUCACAAAGUAGUAAUGAACUCCUUAACACAUCUGACUCCAAGGAGAAUAUUGGUGUAACACUUACUGAUGGAAAGGAGAAAUGUCAGUCAUUGCCUUCUGAUGAAAGCUUGCUUGAUCCCUUCGGUGCCAAACCAUUCCAUCCACAAGAGCUUCAAAAAAACACUCAGUAUCAAGGGCUAAGUGAUUGUCGAGGAGAACACCAUCCAGUCGCAAGCAGAUCAAGACCAGGUUCUGUACAUGGGGCAUUUCUCACUGGAGAAGGGCUAACAACAGAUGAUUUUGGGGCAGUUCCCUUUACUGAACUAGUAUUAUGUACUGUUACACAGCAUCACAGUGACUUUGAUCCAUUUGGUGCAGCACCAUUUCCUUCCAAACAGUAGAAUCAGUAGUCUUCCAGUAGAACAGAAUCCAUAUCUACUUUGUACAAAACUCAUUUUCCACCACAAGGCCUUACAAACUGGGCUUUUUCCCCCAAUGCUAUGCAAUACCUCUGAGCCAUCAUAGGGGAUAUCACAGCUGACACUCUCCUUAAAUUUUUAUUUCCAUUGCCUGGAAUUAGACUGUGUAUGAUUUGUUUCAUUUCUUAAUUCUGCAUUUUACAGAAUUUAUAGCUUUCUGCAACAAAUCCUGAUUUUUUUUUUAAUUAACCCUAAAUUUUAGUGAAAAUGAUUGAUUGUUCUGAAAGAGUAUGAGCUUGCAGAACUGCAACUACUGGUUAACAUUUUGAGAUUGAUUGAUUAGAAAGGGAUUGUGGAACUUGAUUAUGUAAAUUAUGUAUUUUGCUAUUUGAGGUGAAGGGUUUCCAAAUGAAUUCCAAUGUAGAAUGUGCUCGCAAUCUUCAGACUAGCAUAACGUCAGAAUGUGUUUUGCAGCUCUUCAAGUUGUCAUAAUGUGCAGCCACAGUUUUAAAAUGUCAAGACUUACAUGCUUAAAGCUGGAUUUGAAAUGCCCCCUGUAUUUUUGUGAUAUUACUGUGUUUUAAAGCUUGUGUUCAGCUAGGCUGCUUCUGUGUGAACAGGAAUCAAACACCCAGCAUAUAGUCUAUUUUUAUUGCUGCGAUAAAGUUUUAAAAAGUGCACUUUUCAGACUUGGACUUGAAAGUGAGCAAGUCUCCUUUCUCGUAUUAAUAGUUUAAUUAUAAUUUGUUAAACCUAUCAUUUUGUAUUGAUCGCAGUCUGCUUCAUGGUUUUCUUUCUACUGUUUUCCAUAUAGGGAGCGCUGAUACUUACAAUUUUCCUUGCAAACUUCAGUUUUCAUUUUAACAAUAUGAUUAGAAGGAUUGGUUUCCUAUACUCCCUUUGUUUAUAUUCAUUGAUAACUGCUUUCCAAUGAAGCAAUAAAUUCAACUUGAAGUUAAGGUUAUAAUGGAUUGAAUAUUUCAUUUGUAUUAAGGAAAGCAGAGAAGCUUUGUUUAGUUCAAGCUAUCUCAAACUUCAGUUAAUUUAACUCAGUUCAUGUUUUAAAUUUGAAAAUUGUGAAAAUUGAGUAACAAUUAUAAUGAAAUGGUGAAAAUCAACUUUCAGGCUGCAAAAUUGAUUGUUCACUCAUCAGACAUUGUACAUUUCAUAUUGUGAAAAACAGCUCAAUCCUUUUCUGCACCUCCUGUGUUGUUAAUUAUGUCUCUAUUAGGGAUAAAGUAAAAGGAUUAAUGUCUUCCACACUGGGGAAGAAUACUCCUUCAUCAGGAGAAGCCAGCUGACCGAAAUCUACAAUAUUUUGUCAAGAAAUGGAAAAAAUAAUGGGCAUGUUUUCAACAUGUAACUGUUUCUUAGUGCUUAAUAAGCAACACACAAUGAAGAAUAACAUUGAAAAAAAUGAACUUUUUAAACAUAUGCAGAAUCCAAGCACAGCCACAUUAGCUACAUAAAUGGUGGCACCAAUGUUGGCAGUUGAAAUAUGGGCAGAGGAUUCAUUCCGGACUGGAAUGGAAUCCUCGUUUAUUGUAUACUAAAUUGUUAGUCAAAUGUAGAAUCAUUUUGAUAACUAUACCCUCAUGGGGGCAUGAAGUCAUUUUUAAUACCCCACUUCUUUCAGCCCAGCUAACAGUUAAGUGAAAUUUAAUUCAGGGCACAAAAUGGAGAGUGGUGAAUCAGCUUCCUGCAGUGUACAGUAUUACAUAUAAAGGAUAUACAGCAGAAACAAACCAUGCUGACAUUCAUACUUUACUCAAGCUUCAUUCCCUUCAUUUCUAAUUUAGACUUACCAUUGGAGCAGCAUGGUGGCUCAGUGGUUAGCACCUCUGCCUCUCAGCAUGAGGGUCUGAGUUCAAUUCCACCCGCGGGCAACUGUGUGGAGUUUGCACAUUCUCCCAUGUCUGUGUUGGUUUCUUCCCACUGUCCAAAGAUGUGCAGGAUAGGUGAAAUGGCCAUGCUAAAUUUGCCAUGUGGUCCAGGGGCAGGUGGGCUAGCCAUGGGAAAUGCAUGGUCAGAGGGAUAGGUAGGACAUGCUUGGAGAGUUGGUGUAGAUUCAAUGGGCUGAAUGGCCUGUUCCUACACUGUAGGGAUCUAUUCUUUGAAACUACCUAUUUCCUUCUCCCUCAUAUGCUUGUGAAGCCUCCCUAUAAACACAUUGCUACUAUUUACUUCAUCUACUCCUUAAGGUGGCAUAUUACACAAUUACUGCUGUUGGAUUAAAUAGGUUUCAUCUGAACUCACUAUUGGAUUUCUUGGGGACUAUCUUAUAUUGGCAGCCUUACUUAUUGUCUGCUACACAAGCAGUACAAUUCCGUGUCUAUUCUGUAUCAAAAUCUUGCACUACCUCAUUUGUGUUUAACUUAGUUUUCCAAAUAUUUGAGCAUUUGUCAAUUUUUAAGUGUUCCUGUAAUUGUUGCAGUCCUCCUCAGUAUUGACUAUCCACCCAAUUUGGUGUCGUCUGUAAACUUAGAUUCAGAAUCCAAACACUACUACUAAAUUUAAUGUAAAUUGUGAACAUGAAUACUUCACUCUAUUCCUGGAGGCCAGCUGGCAAUCCAUUCUGCCACUUGCAUCAAAUCCACAUUAAAGUGGGGGGGGGGGGAGGAAUACUCCAAAUGCUGGGGAUUGUAGAUUAAACCAGAAAGUGUUGGAGCAUCUCAGAGGCUGCAAGAACAUCUGGGGCAAGCAAGUUAAUAUUUUGAUUCCAAAUUAUUUCAAGCCAAAAAAAUCAUACUGCUCUGUCACUGCUGCCAGACCUGUAGCUUCUCCAGUACUUUCCUGGUUUUGCACAACAUCCUCUGACAGUUUCAUUUUGGUAUUUUGAGUAUUUCAUCGAAGGUAUUUGGAAAUCCUACGUAAAUGCCAUCAAUCUUACCACUGCUUUACCAUCUCUCAAAUUCAGCAGCAUUGGUCAAGCAAAUCUUUCAUUUUGAAAUCUAUAGUUACUACUGAUUAUUAUAUUUAUCAUAAUUUAGAAAUCAAAACAUUAACUUUGUUUCUCUGUCUGUGGAUGUUCCUUCUCCUGCUGAGGUUCUCAAACAUUCUCUGGUUUUAUUUUCCAACCUCUCUAGUCUAGUUCUAUUUGUCCUAUCACUGAUUGAGCUAUGAUUUCUGGGAUAUGUUCUAUCCCCAUUCUUAAAGAAAGGAAUUACAGAAGUACUCAACUGCUAAUCUCUUGACGCUACAUACUUAUCUAACUAAUUAAAUGAAUAAUACAGGAGCAAAUUACUGUGGAUGCUGGAAUUUGUAACAAAAAUAAAAAAUGCUGGAGAUUGCAGCAGGUCAGGUACAUCCAUGCAGAGAAAGCAAGCUAAUGUUUCAACUCAAAAUGUUAGCUUGCUUUCUGUGCAUAGAUGCUGUCUGACCUGCUGCGAUCUCAGCAUGUUGUUUUCAGUAAUACCUUUGCUAUCUCUCAUCUCUUAUUUUAAAAUACAGAUGGGCAAUGUGUCCAGCCUAGGUCUAUUCAGUGCAUGCCCUUUUUUUAUUUGUCAGUGUUCUAUGUCUUUAAAUGUUACUUCAGUACUUUACUAACAUUUAUGGUAUCUUCCUCUUGUUGGCUAUGAUAUUGUCUAUUCUCAUUCUAUCCCUAUCACAGCUUCCAGUAUUAUAUCCCAAUUGUUUUCUUUCCCCCUCUUCCCACCUCCUCCACCACCCCCCUUGUUUCCUGUUGCCCACUGAAGUCAAUGGAAGGGAAAAUUGGGGGGGGAUGUUAGUUUCAUAUUUUGGAAUUCUAGUUAAUCAUCACAUGGGGCUGUUCAGGUGCAGUGGUAGUAUCCCUGCCUUUUGAAUUAGGAGACCCAGGUUCAAGUCCCAACUGUUAUCAGAGUUGUAUAAUAACAUCACUGAACAGGUUGAUUAGAAAAUUUUUUAAUCUUGACUAGUGGUGGUGGUGGGAUGGGGAGGAAAGGAAUUUCAUUGUAUGGCUUUUGUAGAUUGAUUACUGUUUUGACUAGCACCCUCAUUAAACCCACAAAAAUUAUAUACCUCAAAUACUGGAAGUUUGCUGUAUUAUAGCGAUCUUUGCAAUGUCCAAGCAGUCAGUUGAAGGUAAGUCAGUUCUUGUUUUUUAAGGCAUAGUUGCUUGAUUAUUUGUGAUUUACACUGUAUAUGAAGUAUAAUUGUGAUGCGUAUAUCCCCUGCAAUAAGUUUCUAUUACUUAAAUUGGUGUAAAAACAUGCAUUUAGGUGGACUUCAUGAUCAACCAAUGCACUCCUGGUUACAUAAGUGCAAUUCAUUAAAAUGUUGGCUAUACCUCAUUUCUUGCACAGCCCAUAUUCUUAAAAUGAUCUGAUGUUAAUUAAUUUGCAUUUUCCUCCUGUCAUCUAUUCUUACCAUUUGAUAUUCUGCACAAGCCUCUUUGGUUUGUUAAAUUACUCCAGCAAUUUUGCUUCAUCCCACAACUUCAGGUAUUAAAUGAAUUAUUUUAAAAAUUGUGUUGGAAAAUAUUUUUAUUGAUAAUACAUUUCUACAGAGGAGAAGAAAAGAAAUUAAGCUCCAAAUAAUGUCAGACAAAACACCCAUCUUUUCUCUCACUGCAUUCCUCAAAAUAGACAUCCAGUUCCAGGAUUUGCACGAAUUUUCCAGAUGAAGAGCUUGUCAUGUGAUUCAGAUAUUUAAGAGCAAGUAACCACCAUUUUCUAA